GUCGAUUCAUUCCCAUAAGACACAUCACCUGUCAUGAUCUCAUCCUCGACUACAAUUUGUGGAGAGUAAACGGAGAUAUUACUGUUACACAGUAAGGACUAUUGACUAAAGAUGGAGACUGCUGAGCUGGACACAGAUAAUGUUUUCCCAGCCUCAAACAACUGUAAACUCCAGGGAAAGAGAUCAGAAUCACCAGCACCCAGCUGUAUCUCCAUGAAGAGUGAUCGGUCUUUGUUAGAUCCUCUGGAUUUUAAAGAUGGAGAUUCCUCACUUCUACACAGUGUUCUACAGAAGACAGGAGACAGAACAGAAACAAUCAUCACAGAUACAGGGAACCACCCAGAAUCUGCUGCUGUAAAUGAAUUCCAGAAAAAGUUCAGAUUAAAUCUGAUGAAGAAGUUUCAGUGUUUGAAUGGAGUGAUAAUAAACCUGGGAACCCAAACCCUCCUGAAUGAGAUCUACACAGAGCUCUACAUCACAGAGGGAGACAGUGGAGAAGUCAAUAAUGAACAUGAGGUGAGACAGAUGGAGGCAGCGUCCAGGAGAACAACAACAGAGGAAACACCAAUCAAAUGUAAUGACAUCUUUAAGCCUUUAUCUGAACAAGACGAACCCAUCAGAACUGUGCUGACAAAGGGAGUCGCUGGCAUCGGAAAAACAGUCUCUGUGCAGAAGUUCAUUCUGGACUGGGCUGAAGGGAAAGCCAAUCAGGACGUCCACCUCAUAUUUCCACUUCCUUUCAGAGAACUGAAUUUGAUGAAGGACCAGAAACUGAGUCUGAUGGAGCUUCUUCAUGUCUGUUUUAAGGAAACAAAAGAAACAGAAAUGUCCAGUUUGGAAAAGGUUCUGUUCAUUUUUGACGGAUUGGAUGAGUGUCGUUUUCCUCUGGAUUUCCAGAACACAGUGAGAGUGUGUGAUGUAACUGAAUCAGCGUCAGUGCAGGAGCUGCUGAUAAACCUGAUCAAAGGGAAUCUGCUUCCCUCUGCUCUCAUCUGGAUCACCUCCCGACCAGCAGCAGCUGAUCAAAUCCCCUCUGAGUGUGUGCAUCGAGUCACAGAGGUACGAGGGUUCAGUGACCCACAGAAGGAGGAGUACUUCAGGAAGAGAAUCAGUGACCAGAGCCUGGCCAAUAACAUCAUCACACACCUGAAGUCAUUAAGAAGUCUCUACAUCAUGUGCCACAUCCCAGUCUUCUGCUGGAUUUCAGCCACUGUUCUAGAGAGAAUGUUGGGUGAAGCAGAGAGUGGAGAGAUCCCCAAGACUCUGACUCAAAUGUACACACACUUCCUCAUCAUUCAGACAAACAUCAUAAGAGAAAAAUACUCCAAGAAGCAGGAGAGUGAUGAAGAAAUGCUUCUUAAACUGGGACAACUGGCUUUUCAGCAGUUGAAGAAAGGGAACCUGAUCUUCUAUGAGGAAGACCUGAGAGAGUGUGGCAUUGAUGUGAGAGAAGCAGCAGUGUACUCAGGUGUGUGUACACAGAUCUUCAGAGAGGAGUUUGGGCUUCACCAGAGUAAAGUGUACUGCUUUGUUCAUCUGACCAUUCAGGAGCAUCUCGCAGCUCUGUAUGUGCACCUGACCUUCAUGAAGAAGAAGAGAAAUGUGCUUAUACAGAAUCAGGUCACUAAAGUGUGGAAAAAUCUAUAUAAGAUUUCAAUUUCAGAUGUACACAAGAGUGCUAUAGAUCAGACUUUAGAAAGUCAGACUGGACAUCUGGAUCUUUUCCUUCGCUUUCUUCUGGGUCUCUCACUGGAGUCCAAUCAGAAACUCUUACAUGCUUUAGUAACACAGACAGGAAGUAGCUCCCAGACCAUAGAGGAAACAGUUCAGUACAUUAAGAAGAAGAUCAGUGAAGGUCUUCCUACAGAGAAAUCCAUCAAUCUGUUCCACUGUCUGAAUGAACUGGGUGAUGAUUCUCUAGUGGAGGAAAUCCAACGCUACUUGAAAUCUGGAAAACAAAGUGACCUCUCUUCUUCACAGUGGUCUGCUCUGGUGUUUGUGUUACUGACAUCAGCACAGGAGCUGGAAGAAUUUGACCUGAGUAAAUAUUUCAGUACAGAUAAGAUAACAGAAACUGUUGUUCUGAAGAUGAUGCCUGUGAUUGCAGCAUCCAGAAAAGCAAUUAUCAGCUGUGAUUCACUUGGAGUGAAAAGUUGGUCAGCUCUGGACUCAGGGCUCAGAUCAGAAACCUCCAAUCUGAGAGAACUGCAUCUGACUGUGAAAACACUGGAUCUGUCCAGGAAUAAGCUAGGAGACUCAGGAGUGAAGAGUCUCUCUGCUGUACUGGAGAAUCCUCACUGUAAAGUGGAGACGCUGAGGUUGUAUAAGUGUGGUGUCUCAGAUGAAGGCUGUGCUGCUCUGACUUCAGCUCUGAGAUCAAACCCCUCACACCUGAGAGAACUGAAUCUGUCUGGUAAUAAUCUAGGAGUCUCAGAAGUGAAGAUUCUCUCUUUUGUACUGAAGAAUCCUCACUGUAAACUGCAGAGACUGGGGUUGUGUAAGUCUGGUGUCUCAGAUGAAGGCUGUGCUGCUCUGACUUCAGCUCUGAGAUCAAACCCCUCACACCUGAGAGAACUGGAUCUGUCCUUUAAUAAUCUAGGAGACUCAGGAGUGAAGAUUCUCUCUGCUGUACUGGAGAAUCCUCACUGUAAACUGGAGAUACUGAGGUUGUGGGAGUGUGGUGUCUCAGAUGAAGGCUGUGCUGCUCUGACUUCAGCUCUGAGAUCAAACCCCUCACACCUGAGAGAACUGAAUCUGUCCUGGAAUAAUCUAGGAGACUCAGGAGUGAAGAGUCUCUCUGCUCUACUGGAGAAUCCUCACUGUAAACUGGAGAAACUGGGGUUGUGUAAGUGUGGUGUCUCAGAUGAAGGCUGUGCUGCUCUGACUUCAGCUCUGAGAUCAAACCCCUCACACCUGAGAGACCUGAAUCUGAACGCUAAUAGUCUAGGAGACUCAGGAGUGAAGAGUCUCUCUGCUGUACUGGAGAAUCCUCACUGUAAACUGGAAACACUGUGGUUGUGUAAGUGUGGUAUCUCAGAUGAAGGCUGUGUUGCUCUGACUUCAGCUCUGAGAUCAAACCCCUCACACCUGAGAGAAUUGGAUCUGUCCAAUAAUAAUCUAGGAGACUCAGGAAAGAAGCUGCUCUCUGCUCUUAAGGAUGAUGAACAUUACAAACUACAGACUCUGAUAUUCAGGCUGUAAUGAAUAUCUGUGUGUGAUGAAGAAUCCAGUGUUCCUGCAUGUUGGGGAAUAGAGAAGAUGUUUAUAUACACAUCACUCAUUUACUUAUGACAUAUUGAACUGAAUAAAAGUCUACUGACAUCAGUCGUGCUUCUCCAAAUAAAUGAAUGGACCAGAACUAACUCUUGUAUAGUUUAGUGUUGAUGGUUUAUGCGAUUUCUCUGUUUAUUAUUUGUUUAGUUUUGUAAUAUGUUUUUAUAUUUGUAUACCUUCAUAGUGUACAUUUACUGACCACUUCAUUAGGAAUGGCUGUUCAUCUGCACAGUAGUGCCAUUAUCUAAUCAGCCAAUCUUCUGGCAGCAGCACAAUAUAAAUAAUCAUGCAUAAACAGCUGAAGAGCUUCAGUUUAAUGUUCACAACAUAAAUAAUAAAGAAAAAGUUUGAGUUCUGUGACUAACUGUGGCAUGGUUGUUGGUGGCAGAUGUCAGAGUUAGCAGGAUAGUCAAAUAUAUUCCUAAACCUAAAAGAUUUCCAAAGAUUGAGGCUCUUCACGACUUUCCAUAGCUCUGCAGUCCAAAUCAGUGUUCUCCCAGUCAGUAAGACAAAUCUAGAACUUCCUCAGUGUGCAGCAGUUACACAGCACAUGUGUGUUUCAUGGGUAUUUAGCAAAUAAACUAAAAAAGCAAAAACAAUUCAUACACAUGAAAGACAUGUUAGGCAUUCAAAGCUCAGAAACACCACCAUUAAACAGUUAUGACACCGCACUCUUGUCUAACAGGGAUUUAAACAGAGACUUAUUGCAGUUUAUAGCAAACAGGUUUGCAGGCAUUGAACAACAGUAUGUUAACUGCAGCCACAACAGUAAAGAAAGUUAAGCAUAGACACAGUUUAGUAAUAUAAUUAAUUUUAAUAUUAAUGCCAUUAUUCUUAGUAUAUUUAUCAGAUUUUUACAACCAAUAAAAUUUAUUUUAAAGCAAACAUGAAUGAUUUGGGAGGCUCUUAUUGCUGAGUUAAUCUGAUCUGUUUGAUUCACUGUAAAGACAUGGAUGUGACACAAGUUUACAUUUUUAUAGACACACUUAAAAUUAGAUUUCUGCUUACUCUAUUGAUAUCAAUUCAUAAAUAUACAAAUAAGUGGGAAGGAAGUGAGAGUGGUCUAGUGAAAGGUUAUUUUAAUGUGACCCUACUACUAUGCCCUGGAAACAUGACCUGGAAAACACUGGGCUACUGCAAUAUAGGGUCAUUUUUUCAAUUUUCAACAAAUAACAAUUGUAGAUGAUUCCUUUAAUAAUCUCCUGAAUUAGAUUUCACUGUUUAAAAACACAACAACCACAACAACUACAGCUUUUACAAAUCAAGAAACUGUUAUUUGCUUUUGACAAAAAUCCAUCAAAUGAUACUUUGGUGUUUGGCUUUGUUACUCUUCAGAAAUGUAACAAAGUAUGGACAAAAUGGUAUAUUCAUGUUAAUGUUACAAAAAACCUGAUCAAGGCCCAUGCUGUCCUCU
Molecule: messenger RNA, 4687 nt
Organism: Hemibagrus wyckioides
Lineage: Eukaryota; Metazoa; Chordata; Actinopteri; Siluriformes; Bagridae
Product: NACHT, LRR and PYD domains-containing protein 12-like
Exons: 12
Coding region: 112-3201 (1029 amino acids)
Molecular function (GO): protein binding
Source: RefSeq, a predicted model, not a curated record